CGGAAAUUGUGCUCUUUUCCGGUGAAAAUUCAACAUUUUUCAGAAUUUGAAUAUCCGACAAUCACGAUUCGUCAGAUUUUCUCAGAUUGUGAAUAACUUUCCAAAAAUUGAAUUUCUAGAAAAUUUCGGUAUUAUUUUUCGAAAAAUGUAGAAAAUUUGAAUUUUUCUGGCGGCAAAAGUUCACUAUCCGUUACAUUUGCCCAGGUUCUGAUUAGGGCUUCUACGGUAGGCAGGGGCGGUUUCAGGGCCUGCCUGAAGCCUGACCGCCUCAUGCCGGCCUUUUACCUAUUUUCUGCUUUUUGACGAGGAUUUACGUAUACACGUGGUGUUAGAGUGUCUCAUUUUGGCUUGAAUUACGUUGAUCUACAAAAAAUGCGGGUGAAGAGACGCAGAGUUCUCAACUGAUUUCGCAUGAUUAAGAACGUGCUGACGCCACAUUUUUUGGGCAAAAAAUUCCCGCAUUUUUUGUAGAUCAAACUGUAAUGGCCUGGUACCACGUGCGUAUACAUAAGGCGUGAGGCGGGCAGAGGUCACCUUCAGGCCAGGCAGGCAGGCGUUUUUACGCCUACAUGGAAGCCUUGCCUUUCUGAUCAAAUAAACAGCAGUUUUAAGUGAUUUCCUCGAAAUCUGCACCAAUUUUUGGCGAAUAACUCGAAAAAACCGCAAUAAUCUGCCCAACUUGAUCUCUCAAAAUCAUCAUCUCACACUUUUUCGAGUUUUUUUUUUCACUCUUUUUUUGUGUGUCACGGAGCCGCAAGUAGAAGACGUGAGUUUCAGAGAAGCAGAGCCCGACUUCUUCUUCUUCUUCUCCUCAACCGCCCAUUUCCUUGUCACUCUGCGUCUUCUCGAGAGAGCGUGAGAGUUGAGAGAAGCUAUGUAUCCUCCAAACUCCCAGCGGGGGGUCCUUGCUCUCCGCAAAAAAAAAAGAGGAAAAAAAAGAAGAAGAGAAGCAGCUCUGUCUCUACAUUCUCUCCUUUUCCUCCUCCUCCCCUCUAUACUUAUACUCGAAGCCAAACCCCAGAAGAGCUCGUCUGUUCUCUCUUAAAUUGUCUGGAAAACCACAAAUGACACCUCCUCUGGUACCGUAAUACUACAUUCUCCUCUCUCUCUGCAUAUUGAUUUUUGGGCCAAUUUUUCCUCAUAAAAUGUCAUCCAACAGGAAAAAAGGGAAUGGAGGUACUCGGAGCAGCAGCCACAACAACAGUAGAAGCAUGAUGCUCUCCUUGUUUAUGCUUCUCGCACAUCUGGAUCCAGCAAUCGCUGGCUCCGACAGGAGAUCGUACCACCCAAACCCGGACGCCGAACCAUACGGAAUCGUUCAACCAGCCUAUCCAUACGAUCCACAUCCGCUUUCCGUCCCCGAAUCGCUGGUCCAAUCGCCUCGCGCGAUCCUAUGCAACAAUCAGACCGAGUACGAGUGCGUCUGCAUGCGGCCCUACUCGUCACCGCAUUCGCCCGUUCGGCCGACACCUGCCGCUCCGGAUUGCAGUGUGUUCAUCAAGACCGAUGAUCUACCGGUGGUGGAUAUGCGAAUGCGACAGGUGAACACCGAGGCGAAACUCUACACCGGCGACAGUUAUGAGGAGUACUUCAAGCGACGGAUCUCGACUAUAGUCUCCCAUUACUGUCAGCACAAUGCGAAUGAGUGCCCGGGUGUUACUCUACGCAUGAGUCAUGUGAGUCAGGAAAUGCUCCAAAAAUUGAGCGAUGAAGAGGCCGACGAGCUUGAUCUAGACAGAUCGGUCGUGUAUGCCGAGCGUGACGAGUCGGACCCACUUUUCACAAAGGAAAAUGUUGUGAUUCUUCGUAUGGACCAUUUGAAGGGUAAUCUCACCAGAUUACUCUUCGUUUUGACGAAAAACGAUAGGAAUAAUGGAGUGGUGAAUGAGGAUACGAUUAUUGAUCCGAUUAAGAUCAAAUACAUCAUUGCCAGUCAAGUGGGACCACUUUCUCGCGUGCUCGGAGGCAUCAAAAUCGACAGUGUCCGCACGGCGAAGAUGAAGCGGAACUACGCAGUGCCAGCGGCUGGCGCUCUGAGCUACAUUACUCCAGAGCAACGGCUGGACAAUCAGAAGAGCAAUAAGACGUUGAUCACCAUCGUCUGUGCGAUUGCCACCUUUUUCGCUGCCACCUACUGCAUCGCAUUGAUUCAAUGCUUCCGGUGGGUGAGACGGAAGAGUAAAGCUAAGCGAGAAGCUAAGCUGGCAGAGACGAGCCAUGUCGCUUCAGUUGAUGCGAAGAAUUAUGGAACUUGUGAGAGCCAGAAGCGGAAGCCAUCGAGGAAUGGGCACAUGGUGCACGCCGAAGAGACAAUCCCACUGACCUAUGGCCAGAUUGAUGAGAUUCCAGACGACAACUCGCAGUCUCUUCCGCAGAGACAAAUGCGAAAUUGGUUCAAGUGCGACGCUUCCCAGCUUCCACGAGAGCCAACGUAUCCGACAAACUUUGUGGACUCAUAUCAGCACCAGCCAGCGGCUACAACUACAACGCCGAAGCCGACGGAUGACUUGAAAGGAUCGAAGGAAGAGUCGCCGAUUCUCACAAAGCGAACUGAGAACAAUGGGAAUCUACACAAAAACGUGUCACCAGUCCUUUCAUCUCAAGCCACCACCAGCUCCGAAGCGAUAUUCCCACCGUCGAAGGAUUUCUCCGACUAUGUCGAGGAUCAAUAUCACAAGAGCAGAGCCUCAUCGAGUAGUCCGACGGACGAGAUUCCAAAGUCUCCAAUCGAAGAUCCAUGGGAUGACGCAUCGGGUAAAUAUGCUCCGCCGAUGGUCCUACUGCAGUCCGACACUCCGGAUCUACCGCUGGUGAUGCAAAAUCACACAGGGAAGCGGUAUGAGGAAGACGAAGUGGAUACGGAUUUGAAAGGACUGCGGAGUGGUGGAAGUCCAGUAUUUGCAAGGCCAAGGUCUCGGAGAGGAAGUCGAAUUGAUGAGAUGGAGGGGCAGUUAGAUAUUCCAGAGUUGAAGCCGUUGAGAUCCGACGACCCUCUGGCCGAACCACUCGACGCGCCGGUUCCGAUCAACAGCAUCAAAGGAUCCGUCGACGAGGAGGAUCGGUGGUCUUCGAGUGAGGAAGGCGAAGUCGACGUUUACUAUAAAAUGAGCGACGAUGAGGAUGUGACGCGGGAGGAGUUGGACUGGAAGAAGGCGAUGGCGAAGGCCGAGCUGGUGAAGGAGGCCGAGUCGCAAGGAAGGAUGCUUCCAGGGUCGGAGGAUCAGCAGGAUCUCAAGGAUUUGAACAAGAAACGAACAGAGACACCUCCAUCCUCUCCGAUUCAGAAUCAUAUUCAGAAUCACUUGAAUCACAACACCGAGUCUGAUUCGGAAGAAGAGGAAGAGCCCGCCAGGGUACAGGAUGACGGAAAAGACGCCGAAAUCGCCGAAAAAGAUGACGAUUUCGUGUACGAACGUCUCCGAGAGGAACUUUCUCCCCAGCCUCCGAUUGUCGUGGAUUUAGACACUGACUUAGAUUUUGUGCCGAUGAAGUCACUACCACCACCGCCACCAGGAAUGUUCCCUGAUUCUCCACCAGAAUCCGGUUCGGGAUCCAAUAAUCAAAUGCAUCAUCAACGGAGUCAGGAGAUGAGCGAAGAGGAUGAAGAUGAUCUUCGAUAGCGUUUUUGAUCCAUCAUUUUCCCCCCAUAAAUAUAUGUAUUUUUUGCCUUUUCAAAUUGCUCAAAUCAAUCUUUCGACCCCUUUUUCUUUUCCCCCCCAAAAUUUUUAUAUUUUCCUAUUUAUUAAAAAUUGUAAAAAAAUACUUAAAAUUUUAAAAACCAAUUUUUCGUCGUUUCUCGCUUUUUAUCACCCCGGUGUAGAAUAAAAUUAGAUUUUUUUUGGCUCGUAGUAGAUUUUUUUUAUUUUUUCAAAAUAAAUUACCCUCUCUUUCCCCCAAUCCCGUGUGCCUGUAAG
Molecule: messenger RNA, 3914 nt
Organism: Caenorhabditis elegans
Lineage: Eukaryota; Metazoa; Nematoda; Chromadorea; Rhabditida; Rhabditidae
Gene: T28D6.5
Product: CUB domain-containing protein
Exons: 12
Coding region: 1146-3620 (824 amino acids)
Source: RefSeq, marked reviewed